AUGGGGUUCCCGGGAAGAGCCCCCAACUAUCCUGCAUCCCCUCAAGCCCCCUGACAAGUGGGCUUUAGAGCCCAAAUGGCAGUGACCGCUUGGGGCCGGCCCCACCUCGUCACCUCUAGGCAGCCCUUCAAGCUUGGGAGGUAGGGAGCACCGACCCUUCAAGCUCUGGCACGGUAGGGAGCACGCACUUCUCUGGAGAUGCAGCAGUUGCAUUCCUCCACGCAUCUCUCCAUUUCCCUUUCUCUCCUUCCCUCUUACUCCGAAGCGUUCUCUCUCCGUACUCCAAAAAUCAGCAAUCACUGCCUAACUCUAAACGCCGGGUUUAUUGAAAUUGGUGUGUGUUUAUAUGUAGUGGGUGUGGGUUUUGCUUGCUUUGUUUUUUCCUUAUUUUUGAAAUCGGGCUGUAGGGCUGCAGAGUCCAGUAGGUAGCCCUUAGCCACAGGUGAGUACUGAGCACUUGAAAUGUGCCCGUCCGAACUGAAAUGUGACCUAAGUGUAAAAUACCAGAGUUCGAAUGCUUAGUAUUUAUUUUUUAAAACUUGUAAUAUUUUAUUAAUAUUUUUUAUUGAUUAUAUGCUGAAAUGAUAAUAUUUGUGAUAUCUUGGGUUAAAUAUAAGAUUAAAAUUCAUUUUAAUGUGUUUCUUUUUACUUUAUGUGGCCAUGAGAAAAUUUUAAAUUGUAUGUGGUGGUUUUCACAUUAUAUGUUUAUUGGACAGAGCUGCUUUAGAAUCUAGGAUGUUUUGCUUUUUAUUGUUUUUGUUUUGUUUGUGGUUUAUUAUGUGUUAUCAAGAAUGUUUUAUAUCAAACUCAAUACAAUUCAGUUUCUCCCACUCUCAGUUUCUCUCACGGGAAGACUGUUAAGUAGAGGAAAUGUGUGCUAUUUUUGCCACAAUAAAUUGAACCAAAAGACUGUUAAAUGGCCAGAAAUUGUAAAUGGCUUUCACUUACUGGUUUGUACAGGUUUUAAGGGAAGGUUAACAUUAGUUUCUGUUUUCAGAAGAACAUUACAACCACGUGCCAUAGACCUGUAACUGUGUAUUAGUCAAUGGGUCUGGUCACUAGUCUUGUGUAUUUUACUUCCUACAGGGAUUUAACUAGGCCCAGCAUUCAGUUCUUAGUGAGUUAACAUCCAUGAUUACAACAUUCUCUUCUCCUCCUCCUAUAUCUAAUGUGAAAAUACGUCAUCACAGAUGCCUGAUUGGCCAGAAGCUUGAAAGAAAGGAUGUCUUAAGAGAAGCUGAAAUUUUACACAAAGCUAGAUUUAGUUACAUUCUUCCAAUUUUGGGAAUUUGCAAUGAGCCUGAAUUUUUGGGAAUAGUUACUGAAUACAUGCCAAAUGGAUCAUUAAAUGAACUCCUACAUAGGAAAACUGAAUAUCCUGAUGUUGCUUGGCCAUUGAGAUUUCGCAUUCUGCAUGAAAUUGCCCUUGGUGUAAAUUACCUGCACAAUAUGACUCCUCCUUUACUUCAUCAUGACUUGAAGACUCAGAAUAUCCUAUUGGACAAUGAAUUUCAUGUUAAGAUUGCAGAUUUUGGUUUAUCAAAAUGGCGCAUGAUGUCCCUCUCACAAUCACGAAGUAGCAAAUCUGCACCAGAAGGAGGGACAAUUAUCUAUAUGCCACCUGAAAACUAUGAACCUGGACAAAAAUCAAGGGCCAGUAUCAAGCAUGAUAUAUAUAGCUAUGCAGUUAUCACAUGGGAAGUGUUAUCCAGAAAACAGCCUUUUGAAGAUGUCACCAAUCCUUUGCAGAUAAUGUAUAGUGUGUCACAAGGACAUCGACCUGUUAUUAAUGAAGAAAGUUUGCCAUAUGAUAUACCUCACCGAGCACAUAUGAUCUCUCUAAUAGAAAGUGGAUGGGCACAAAAUCCAGAUGAAAGACCAUCUUUCUUAAAAUGUUUAAUAGAACUUGAACCAGUUUUGAGAACAUUUGAAGAGAUAACUUUUCUUGAAGCUGUUAUUCAGCUAAAGAAAACAAAGUUACAGAGUGUUUCAAGUACCAUUCACCUAUGUGACAAGAAGAAAAUGGAAUUAUCUCUGAACAUACCUGUAAAUCAUGGUCCACAAGAGGAAUCAUGUGGAUCCUCUCAGCUCCAUGAAAAUAGUGGUUCUCAUGAAACUUCAAGGUCCCUGCCAGUUCCUCAAGACAAUGAUUUUUUAUCUAGAAAAACUCAACACUGUUCUUUUAUGAUGCUGCAUCGCUGUCCUGGAAAUCACAGUUGGGAUAGCACCAUUUCUGCGUCUCAAAGGGCUGCAUUCUGUGAUCACAAGACCACUCCAUGCUCUUCAGCAAUAAUAAAUCCACUCUCAACUGCAGGAAACUCAGAACGUCUGCAGCCUGGUAUAGCCCAGCAGUGGAUCCAGAGCAAAAGGGAAGACAUUGUGAACCAAAUGACAGAAGCCUGCCUUAACCAGUCGCUAGAUGCCCUUCUGUCCAGGGACUUGAUCAUGAAAGAGGACUAUGAACUUAUUAGUACCAAGCCUACAAGGACCUCAAAAGUCAGACAAUUACUAGACACUACUGACAUCCAAGGAGAAGAAUUUGCCAAAGUUAUAGUUCAAAAGUUGAAAGAUAAUAAACAAAUGGGUCUUCAGCCUUACCCGGAAAUACUUGUGGUUUCUAGAUCACCAUCUUUAAAUUUACUUCAAAAUAAAAGCGUGUAAGUGACUGUUUUUCAAGAAGAAAAGUCGUUUUAUAAAAGGAUAUUUAUAUCUCUGUUGCUUUGACUUUUUUUUAAAUAUAAAAUCCGUGAGUAUUAAAAGCUUUAUUGAAGGUUCUUCUUUGGGUAAAUAUUAGUCUCCCUCCAUGACACUGCAGUAUUUUUUAUUAAUUAAUACAAGUAAAAAGUUUGAAUUUUGCUACAUAGUUCAAUUUUUUAUGUCUCCUGUUAACAGAAACCACUUUUAAAGGGUAAUAAUUAUUAUUCUUGUUCAUAACAGUACCUUAAGGUAUGAUGUAUUUCUGAUAGAAGCCAUUUUCACAAUCAUGUUCUUCGUGGAUUAUUUGUUACUCGUCUAAGAUGCAAUUUGAUUUUAUGAAGUAUAUACUGUUUUACCCACCAGAAACAGUACAGAAUCUCUGCCCUAAAAUCCCAGGCUUAAUUGCUCUACAAAGGCUUAUGAAUUUAAAACUCCAUUAAUAGGAUUACAUUUUAAAGUUUUAUUUAUAAAUUCCCUUUAAAAAAGAUAUUUCAAAGGUAAAACAAUACAAUAUAAAGAAAAAAUAAAUAUAUUAAUACCGGCUGUCUGUCUCCAUUUUUAACCUCAGCCUUCCCUACUGUCACCAA
Molecule: messenger RNA, 3284 nt
Organism: Cercocebus atys (sooty mangabey)
Lineage: Eukaryota; Metazoa; Chordata; Mammalia; Primates; Cercopithecidae
Gene: RIPK2
Product: receptor-interacting serine-threonine kinase 2
Exons: 11
Coding region: 1132-2661 (509 amino acids)
Biological process (GO): innate immune response; positive regulation of canonical NF-kappaB signal transduction; positive regulation of apoptotic process
Cellular component (GO): cytoplasm
Molecular function (GO): JUN kinase kinase kinase activity; ATP binding
Source: RefSeq, a predicted model, not a curated record